UUCUAGUAGGUAUAGCGGCCUGGUGAGACCAAAGAGACUCAACUUCAGUGCUGUUUUAGCCCGGUGCAGCUUCCAGCGGCCUUCUAGUGCGUCCCGGCCGGUGGCUUGGGCCUUGUGCGAGUUCGCUAUCGCCGACUGGCCGGUGCGGUCAUGGUCGUUGCCCCUCACCAGGUUUCUGGAGCCUCUGGAGCCCGCGGGGGCCACAUGACUGGACUGGACUGGGACUGGGUACCUUGGCGAUACGAGCGACCACAGCGGUUUGCGAGCCAAGUGCCUGCGCUGGGCCAGCGGUCAGGAAGUCCACCAAGGUACCCCGCAGGCUCCGUUCUCCUUGUUCGCGCCUUCUCGACGACGACGACGCUUCGCCUCUUUUUUUUUUCUUCUACUAAUUCUUUUUUUUUUCGGGGUCGCCCGCUCCUUCCCUGCUGGUGCAAGAGAGGGAGAGAUCCGAUCGAAUGGGGAAAUAAGAUGGAAGUCGAGAGUGCCUUAUGUAAAAACCUGACCACCGGCAGGAUGGAAUCACCAGAAUCACCAGACUUGUCUCCGGGUCUUUCCUCUUGUCCUGCCCUUUCCUGCAGGACAGGGAGAGCUGCCUGCACACCGAGGUACCUGGAUACUCCGUGUGGUGAGGGGCAGGCAGCGUGCGUCCGAGGUACUGCCAGGCUGCCAGGUACUUGGGACGGCAGUGCACAAGCUCCGUACUUGGCGCGCCCUGCCCUUUGGUCCAGCUUUGGGAAGAGAUCUCCGUUCCGGCUGCCUAUCCUCCGCUUUCGUGCAGCUGGGGGGAGGGUUAAAGACGGCUUUCGGUCAAGAGUCGAAUCGGUCCUGAUUCAGGAGGGAGAGAACUUUUCUUUUCCUUUUUUUCUCUUUUUUGCCUCCUCUCGUACCUCGUUUAUUUCCCGUUCCGACAUGGCCAUGGCACGACAUGCACCUUUUUGUAAAACCCCGCUGCCCGCCUGCAACGGAGAAACUAUUCCAUGCCUAGGUCCUAGGUAAAAAAAUUUGGCUUUUAAGGCUGCUAGGCGAUGCCGGUACUAACGAAUGUGCCGGGAUUUGAGUUUUGGGUUUGCAUUGUCAGGUCAGGUCAGGUCGGGUUCGGGUCAGGCCAGGUCAGGUUUCGUCGCAUUUCGCCCCCCGACCGGAAGCAGGAUAGAAGGGGGGCGGAGAAAAAAAAAAGAAUCAGAUUGGAACUACGAAAGAACAUUAGCACAAGAAACACAGCAGAGCCACGGAGCCACAGAGCCACCGAAACGCCAGAGCCUGUGGACUUCCUUGUUACUGUAGAACCGCUAGAACCACUAGAACCUUAGCACAAACCACUGACAGCACGCCGGAACCCAAAAGCAGACAGCAAGCAGCAGGGCCAGUGCAGGGCUCCCCCCCAAGUACCCCCU
Messenger RNA from Trichoderma harzianum CBS 226.95, 1394 nucleotides. RefSeq lists its product as hypothetical. Bases 151 to 996 code for a protein of 281 amino acids. Lineage: Eukaryota; Fungi; Ascomycota; Sordariomycetes; Hypocreales; Hypocreaceae. The record is from RefSeq and is a predicted model, not a curated record. The transcript has a single exon.